Messenger RNA from Strongyloides ratti, 1629 nucleotides. RefSeq names its product Origin recognition complex subunit 1. Gene Ontology annotation, cellular component: nuclear origin of replication recognition complex. Gene Ontology annotation, biological process: mitotic DNA replication checkpoint signaling; DNA replication initiation. Gene Ontology annotation, molecular function: ATP binding; DNA replication origin binding; ATP hydrolysis activity. The transcript has a single exon. Bases 1 to 1629 code for a protein of 542 amino acids. Lineage: Eukaryota; Metazoa; Nematoda; Chromadorea; Rhabditida; Strongyloididae. The record is from RefSeq and is a predicted model, not a curated record.
AUGACUCCAAAAAAGUUACGAAGUUCACGUAGAAGAUCAGUUGAAGAAGAAUUGAGAAUUACAAGAAGUAGAUCAAGGAAAGAUGUUUUAGCUAAAAAAAAUAUGAAAUCUCCUGAAAGUCCAACAAAAAAAAUUUUAACUGAAGGAUUUAGUACUUUAUCAAUAAGUAAUACAGGAAAAAAAAUAAAUGAAAAAAAACAAACAAGAUCAGCUGCAAGAGAUUUAACUAAUAUUAUUGAACCUGGAAAAUGUUUUGUGACACCUUUAAUUAUUUCAAAAACUAGUAAAACGGUUAGAAAAAAAUCAGAACCAAUGACUAGAUCUAAACGUAGAACUGAAAUUAUUUCAAAAAAUGAUUCAUCUGAAAUUGACUUUUUUGCGAAUAAAAGUGAUAGUGAUGAUAAAAUUUUUUCUGCAAAAGAGUCAGAAAGUGUUUCUGAUGAAUGCCCAACACCAACUAAGAAAUCAAAAAGAAAUAAAAAUGUUACUAAUAAAAAUGGUAAAAAAAAUGAAAAUGACUUUAUGAAUUUACUAAAAUCCUUACAUACGUCUGAAAUUCCCAGCCGACUUGUUUGCCGUGAGGAUGAAACUAAUAAAAUAAAAACUUUUGUAAAAGCUGCAAUAUCUCAGUCUGGUACGAGCUCAGCAAUGUACAUUUCUGGUGUUCCAGGAACAGGUAAAACAGCAUCAACACUUCAGGUAUUAAAAGAAUUAAAUGGAACAAAGAAGAAGAAGUUUAUUUAUUGUUACGUUAAUGGAAUGGAAUUGCCUCAACCAAACAAAGUUUUUGUUGAAGUUUAUAAAACUGUUUUUAAAUCAACUAGGAUAUCACCACAAAAUGCUAGAAGAUUAUUAAAUGAAAAGUUUCUAUCGUAUGAAAAUAAAAUACCUGUUGUCAUUUUAGUUGAUGAACUAGAUUUACUUUGUACUAAAAAAUUAGAUAUAAUUUACGAUAUAUUUAAUUGGACAACAAACCCUUCUGCUAGAGUUUCAGUUAUUGCUAUAGCAAAUACCCUUGAUUUACCAGAACGACUUUUAAACCAACGAAUUAGUUCAAGACUUGGAGCCAAUAGAAUUUGUUUUCAACCUUACGAUCAUGAACAAAUUGCAAAAAUUAUUUCAAAAAGAGUAGAAGGAACAACGGUUAUUUCUAAGGAUGCUAUAAAUUUAGCUUCAAGAAAAGUUGCUGCUUUAAAUGGAGAUUUAAGAAAAGCAUUGGAUGUGGUUAGUCGAGCAACAGAAAUAGCAAUGGCAAAUAAUAAAAAUGAAGUUUCUAUAAGUUUAGUACAACAAGCUAUAAAAGAAUCUUCUUCAACAAUUGAUGUUGAAUAUGUAAGAAAUUUAUCAAUUCAUGAAAAGCAAAUUUUUGAUGCUUGUAUUUGUCAACAAUUAUCAUCAGGUUUAGAAGAAAUGUCUAUUUAUGAUACAUAUCAACAAUAUAAACGUAAUUGUUUAGAAAAAGAAAUUACUCCUAUUUUGUUGGAAAAUUUUGGAAAACUAAUAAAUAAAAUGGCAGAUUGCAAUUUACUUUAUUUGAAUAAGUUUAAUGGUUCAAUUUUAUUUAGAACUUUUAGGCUUGGUAUGACAGUAUCUGAAGCUAAAUUUUGUUUAGAAAAUGCGGGAAGUUAA